AUGGCGCAAACUGUUGACAUUAAAGCAUUGAAAGAUACUAAGAUCUUCGAACCGAUACGAAUUGGUGAUCAUACUUUAUCCAACAGAGUUGUGUUUGCACCAACCACGAGAAGGAGAGCAUUAGAUGACCAUACACCAUCUGAUUUGCAACUCAAGUACUAUAGUGACAGAUCUGAAUAUGCAGGUUCUCUUUUGAUAACUGAGGGCACAUUCGUGUCGGAAGAAGCUGGACUUUAUACAAAUGUGCCCGGAAUUUGGAAUCAGAAGCAAGAACAAGCAUGGAGGAAAAUCACCGAUAAGGUUCAUGAAAACGGUUCUUACAUAAGCUGUCAGCUUUGGAACUUGGGAAGGACUGCUGAUCCUGUCUUGUUAAAAGAACGUGGUUAUGACUUCGUUUCGAGUUCAGUAGUAUACACUAGUGAGGAUUCCAAAAGGGUGGCCGAGGAGUCCUGGAAUCCUCUUAGAGCUCUUAAGACUGAGGAAAUUGAAAAAAUGGUAAACGAAACUUACGUUAAUGCUGCAGAAAGGGCUAUAAAGGCGGGAUUCGAUUAUAUUGAAUUGCAUUGUGCGCAUGGCUAUCUCUUAGAUCAAUUUCUCCAACCGUGCUCAAAUAAGAGAACUGAUAAAUAUGGUGGUAGUAUCGAAAAUCGUGCUAGAGUAGUCUUAGAGAUUGUCGAUAAACUUAUAGAAACAGUAGGAUCUCAUAGAAUCGGUCUUAGGAUCUCGCCGUGGGCUAAAUUCCAAAAUAUGCUUGCUGAAAAAGAUGAGGUGCAUCCAAUAACGACGUUCAGCUAUCUAUUACAUGAGCUACAGAGAAGAGCUGACAAAGGGAAUGAGUUGGCUUAUAUAUCUAUUGUCGAACCUCGUGCUCAAGGAUCACUUGCGGAAAAUCGUGUGCAAGUAGACGAAGCCGUAGAACCUUCGAAGAUUGGAGGCGACAAUUCUUUUGUAUACAACGUUUGGAAAGGGGCGGUAUUGAGAACGGGAAAUUAUACAUACGAUGUUCCCAACUUCUUUUGUGCGUUGGCUGACAUUGAAGAUGAUCGUACCUUGAUUGGAUUUUCAAAGUUUUACACUUCGAACCCGGACUUUGUUCACAGAUUAAAGGAAGGCUUACCUCUCAAUCAUUAUGACAGGAGUACAUUUUAUGCCAAAUCUAAUUGGGGAUAUAAUACCUUCCUUAGAUAUGGAGAAAGGGCCCAAAUCCAAAGAGAGAUACAAGAGGCCAAGUUUCCUACUAUAUCAGCUGAAAGCUCUUGA
This is a messenger RNA of Priceomyces carsonii, 1260 nucleotides long. Its product is annotated as alkene reductase. Lineage: Eukaryota; Fungi; Ascomycota; Pichiomycetes; Serinales; Debaryomycetaceae. The coding region runs from base 1 to 1260 and encodes 419 amino acids. The record is from RefSeq and is a predicted model, not a curated record. Gene Ontology annotation, molecular function: FMN binding; NADPH dehydrogenase activity. The transcript has a single exon.